GGACUUUUAAAAAUCCCUGUUCAUGCCUAACAUGUGGACCACUCAAGUGCCACAAAACCAGGCUGCAAAGCAGGGGCUUACUAUUCCCCACAACCCUGAGGGAAAGGCUUUAGGUUCCAUCCUGGGAGGUCCUUGUACUUUAGUCUUUAUCGUCUUGUCCAUUGUGUGACAUCGUGACAUUGCUCAAAUUGCCUCCAAGUUCACAGCUGUUUCUUCAGAAAUGGGGAUGGCUGUGAUAAACUUGAGUGUGUGUCCCUUGAUCAGGUGCUGCUGCUAUCUGCUACAGCUGCUUGUGACUAUGAAGAAAUUCUUGCCAAAUCAUAUUAAAAUAGGCAGGUAUUAAGGAAAAUAUACAUUUCCUAUUAAACAUAAAGGAAUUUUCUUCGUUAUUCAUAAAGUGUUGUGAGAUCUUAAGAAUUUUUACAACCAAAGCCAAAAUUCCAUGUUGUUCACACAUAUAGUCCUUUAUCUUUCACAAAAUUGUAAAUUAUCUCAGGACAAAGCAUAUAUAUUUUUUCUCCUUUUCUCCACUUACACAGUAAAACAAAACAGCUAGGCUCUCACACUCUUAACAGGCACUCAGAAUCCUGGAAACUGUCAUCACACUACUUGUAUACACUGUCCACCCUCCACAGCGGGGCUCAUUUUACUCCUUGAUCAGGGCCUUCGGGAGCGUGGCUGCUGGUUGUGCAGAUGUCUGUAUGUCAUUUCAGGGGUCAGUGACAUUCAGAGAUGUGGCCAUAGACUUCUCCCGGGAGGAAUGGGAAUGGCUCCAGCCUGCUCAGCGGGAUUUGUACAGACAUGUAAUGUUGGAGAACUAUGGCCACCUGGUCUCACUGGGUCUUAACAUUUCUAAGCCAGAUGUGGUUUCCUUAUUGGAGCAAGGGAAAGAGCCCUGGCUGGGGAAAGAUGUGAGCAGAGAUGUGUUUUCAGCUUCAGAGUCAAAUGGUGAGAUCAAAGAGUUUUCUCCAAAAAAUGUCAUAUAUGAAGAUGAUUCAUCCCGGUAUUUGAUAAUGGAAAGAUUUCUAAGGCAAGGCCCUGAGUAUUCCAGUUUUAAAGACGGCUGGCAGUGUGAGGGUGGUGCUGAGAUGCUGCAGGGAAAUCAGGGAUAUAUCAGGCAAGUAACUGUUUCCCAUCAAGACGCCCUUUCUCAACGUAUGAAUGUCAGUGCUGUGGAGAGACCCUAUGGAUGCCAUGAAUGUGGAAAAACUUUCAGUCGGCGCUUUUCCCUUGUGUUACAUCAGAGAACUCAUACUGGAGAGAAACCAUAUGUGUGUAAAGAAUGUGGGAAAACCUUUAGCCAGAUCUCAAACCUCAUAAAACAUCAGAUGAUACACACAGGAAAGAAACCCCAUGAGUGUAAAGACUGUAAUAAAACAUUCAGUUACCUUUCAUUCCUCAUUGAGCACCAGAGGACACAUACUGGGGAGAAACCCUAUGAAUGUACCGAAUGCGGAAAGGCCUUUAGCCGUGCCUCGAACCUCACACGACAUCAGAGAAUUCACUUAGGAAAGAAACAGUAUGUAUGUAGGAGAUGUGGGAAGGCCUUUAGCAGUGCCUCUGAACUCAUUCGCCAUCAGAUCACACACACUGGAGAGAAACCUUACGAAUGUGUUGAGUGUGGGAAGGCGUUUCGCCGUUCUUCACACCUUACCCGGCAUCAGAGUGUCCAUACCUCCAAAACACCCUACGAAUGUAACGAAUGCAGUAAAGCCUUCCGCUGCCACUCGUUCCUUAUUAAACAUCAGAGAAUUCAUGCUGGAGAAAAGCUCUAUGAAUGUGAUGAAUGUGGUAAAGUUUUCACAUGGCAUGCAUCCCUUGCACAACAUAUGAAAAUUCAUACUGGAGAAAAACCCUAUGCGUGUACUGAAUGUGACAAAACCUUUAGUCGGAGCUUUUCCCUCAUCCUCCAUCAGAUAACUCAUACUGGGGAGAAGCCCUAUGUAUGUAAGGUAUGCAAUAAGUCCUUCAGCUGGAGCUCAAACCUUGCUAAACAUCAGAGAACACAUACACUAGAGAACCCCUAUGAAUACGAAAAUUCAUUUAACUACCACUCAUUCCUUACUGAACACCACGGAAUUCAUACUCUAGAGAAAACCUGAGAAUGUAUGGAUUUUAAAAACAAAAAAGCAGCUAAUGCCUUACUUUGACUUCAGAGAACUCUUGGAAAGAAGCCUUAUGUGAACGUGUUGAUUGUGACGAAAUGUGGUCUAUGCUUUAUUCAGUAUUCUGGAGAAAAAACCCAGGAAUAUAUGGGAAAGCCAUUAAUAGCUGCUUAUUCUUCUUGUAGUACCAGAAGACGAAAUCAGUCAGUAUUGAGAAGACUCUUCAUCUGGUAGGAUUCCCUUAAUCCACAUUUGUAAAUUCCUACCAGGAAAGGAUACAUGUCCAGUAAAUGUGAGAAGACUUGUAGAGAUAAGGUCUCAUUCUGCAUCUGUCAGCUCAGGACAGGACAGAACGCAUGGGUAAGGGUGUACUUUUUCCUGGACAUCAAAAAAUCCAUAAUGAAGGAAAGUCAUAAAAACACAAUGAUUUGGGAAUGCCUCCACGUACCAUACAAUAUUUAUUAAAUUUUUAAAUACUCUUCUAAGGAGAAAAAGCAACCCUAUGAAUGAACUUAACAUAGGGUGACUUUCUGCAGUAUUUCAAACCCACAGAAUUAUCCUGGGGGAAAACUACCAUUGUAAUGAGUGUGGCAAAGUCUUAAGAGAGCUGAGAAGUUAUACUGGAGAGAAUCUGAGGAGGUUUUUUAAUAGGGGGAAUGUUUGUUUUGGUUUUGUUUUUGUUGUUUUGGGGUUUUUUUUGAAGUAAAUUCAGAAAAGCUAUGAAUAAAUCUUUUGAUGCAUAGUAAAUUAAUGUAGUGUUGGCUGAGUUUUUCCCCUACAGCAUGUGUGAUUCUGAAAAUGCAACUAUCACAAUAUCGACAUUAACGAUGAAGAGUAGUGUGCUUUUCUAAAAACAUUAUACAGACAUUAUUAAAGAGACAUAUUUAGAUAUAGUUUUAACUUUGAGACAGAGUUUGGACAUAAGGUUAUGCUAAUUCAUGUUUAACCCUGAAUCUGACUAGAAGUCUUAGUCUGAAAUAAAUGUAAGUAAGAUAUAUCCCAGGAAAAAGUCAAGGUUGUUUUCCUCUUUUGUUCCAUUUACAGUUAAGAACAUUUCUUUUGUAAGCACAUACUUGUCAGAAUAAAUCAGAUUAUGUUUUUGUCUCCAUGCACCCCUGCCCAUCCUUUAUCUUUUCAUUGUAAAGGUCACCUGUCUUUACCUUCUUAUUCUAAAGGUCACCUGUGUUUAUCUUCUCAUUGUAAAGGUCACCUGUGUUUACCUUCUCAUUUAAAGGUCACCUGUGUUUAUCUUCUUAUUGUAAAGGUCAUCUGUCUUCAUCUUAUUGUAAAGGUCACCUGUUUCUAUCUUCUCAUUGUAAAGGUCACCUGUCUCUAUCUUAUUGUAAAGGUUAUCUAUCUUUGAAGCAUCUGAUUGUCUCCUUUCAAGAACUUCUCUUGUGUUUAGUACAUGAAAUAUGUAAUUUAGCACUUGAAUAAAUGCCUCAUUUAAGCAUAUUUUUUCAUGU
Molecule: messenger RNA, 3571 nt
Organism: Hippopotamus amphibius kiboko
Lineage: Eukaryota; Metazoa; Chordata; Mammalia; Artiodactyla; Hippopotamidae
Gene: ZNF140
Product: zinc finger protein 140
Exons: 3
Coding region: 702-2102 (466 amino acids)
Biological process (GO): negative regulation of transcription by RNA polymerase II
Molecular function (GO): DNA-binding transcription repressor activity, RNA polymerase II-specific
Source: RefSeq, a predicted model, not a curated record